ACCUCCACCUGAACCACAACCACAUUCAGAUGCUACAAGAUGACUCCCUCUCCCGCUACGUCUCCCUUCGUACCCUAAGCUGUGCAGACAACCUCUUGGAGACAGUGGGGUCCAAGCUCUUUCACAACUCACCUCAUCUAGAGAGCCUCAAUCUAGCUGCCAAUAACCUUCACGUUGGAUACCAGCAAACUAGCCUGGCGCUGCUCACCUUGUCUAGACUCAGAGUUCUGGAUCUGUCAAAAAAUCAGCUUACAGAGGACAUGGUCUCCGUCCUCCUCCAGAACAUGACGUCCCUGGAGUACCUCAACCUUUCCAGGAACCUCCUGCUGAGGCUGGACGAAAGCUCCUUCAGCGACCUCCACCAGCUCAGAGAGCUGGACCUGCAGAGGAACAUGCUGUUUGAGAUCGACGGGUCCUUCGAUCACCUGCACAAGCUCCAGAGACUCAACCUGGCCUUCAACUACCUGCCCUGCCUGGUGCACUUCCACAUGACCCAGCUGGUGGUCCUCAACGCCAGUCACAAUGCCAUUGAGUGGUUCAUAGCCAACCAGGACCUCCAGGAAGUUUUCCAGCUGGAGACCCUGGAUCUCACAGACAACAACCUCCUCUUCUUUCCCUUUCUGCCCACCCACAGCCGCCUGAGGAACCUCCAUCUGUCCCAGAACAGGGUGAGCUUCUACGAACACCUGGCGGACACAGCUGCCUACCCCAACUGGAAGACCAGCGUCCAGUUCUACAACCUGAGGGGAAACAUGAGCAACGUCACGGCCAAGUUGUGGGACGAGAGCCUGCACGGGGACAUCUCCUCUCUAGACCUGCUGGAUCUGAGUGGAAAUCAGGUGCACUACUUCCCCCAAGGAUUCAUCAGCAAAAUGCCAAGCCUGACCAGACUCAGGAUGUGGACAAACUGUCUUGAGGUCUUGAAUCUAACUCUAGAAAAGCUGCCGGGGAUGUUGUACGAGUUGGACGUGAGCAACAAUAGGUUGACAGAGCUCCAUGCCGACCAAGUUAGUUUGAGGAAGCUAGGCAACCUAAGCGUUCUGAACCUGAGCCAGAAUGACCUGCAGACUCUACCUGCUCAGCUGUUGUCCUCUCUCACCAGCAUCCGCUCUGUGGAUAUUAGCUACAACAGAGUUGGCGUGUGCCCCCUUGAAGCAAGGGGUGGGGGCAUGGGUGGGGGUAACCAAUCAGACUGUGUCGUUUGUAAAAACAUAAUUUCUCUGAGAUAUCUCUACCUAUCGGGGUGCAACCUGGGGAGGCUGCCAUCAUCAGCGUUCGUAGGGACGCCCCUAACACACCUGGAGCUGUCUAACAACCCAAAACUCAUCAUCGGGCCCAGAUCGAUCACAGGCCUCAGCAGAACUUUACAACAUCUAGGAUUGGGAAACACAGGCCUGAGACACUUUGACUUCUCUCCUUUCCACCAAUUGAAGUCUUUGAACAUUUCCAGAAACUCUCUUACUCAGCUCCCUGCUUCACUGCAACGCCUGGAGCUGAAGCUGCUGGACCUGAGGGACAACAAACUGACCGCCUUCCCCUCAGCUCAGGCUAACGUGUUAGCCACGAAACUCCACGCCGUUUUUCUCAACGGAAACACUUUCAACUGCUGCCAGUUGGACUGGUACAGGACGUUCGAGAAAACGGUCACUAUCAUGGACCUCUCAGAUAUUUCAUGUCAGGAUCUGACCAAAAGAACACACAGAGUAGUGCUUUUAGACUCCGUAAUAUGUGGCGGUAGUGAGGGGGAGUCUGUGUACUGGUACAUCCUGCUGUUUAUCGUACCUGUUCUCUGUCUGGUUGGAAUGUCUGUUAUCUUCCUGCUCACCUUUAGGCCUAGACUGCUUCCCACAGCAGUUAGAAAUAAAUGCUGGAGUCACCUUCCCUGUGUUGUCGAAGAAAAGUCCCAAAAAGAAGACACUGGUCGUGUCCAAAUACCCAUACUAGAGAUCUAAGUAGAAGGCAUUUUAGGUAUGCGAAAAUAGAACGUUUUAUAGUAAGUGCAAUUACAACAAAAAAUAGUAUGCUUUAAAUGCCAGAAUGUUAUGUUACUUUUGAGAAAGAUAAUCCUCUUUCCAGACUCACAUGUGUUUGACCACAGCUGAUAAUGAGAUCAUUCUUUUAUUUAACUCAGGAAGUCAGUUAAGAACAAAUUCUUAUUUACAAUGACGGCCUACCCUUGCCAAUUGUGCACCGUCCUAUGAGACUCCCAAUCACAGCCAGAUGUGAUGCAGCCUGGAUUUGAACCAGGUAGUAUAG
This is a messenger RNA of Oncorhynchus gorbuscha (pink salmon), 2256 nucleotides long. Its product is annotated as transforming growth factor beta activator LRRC33-like. Bases 30 to 1952 code for a protein of 640 amino acids. Gene Ontology annotation, cellular component: extracellular matrix. The record is from RefSeq and is a predicted model, not a curated record. Lineage: Eukaryota; Metazoa; Chordata; Actinopteri; Salmoniformes; Salmonidae. The transcript has a single exon. Gene Ontology annotation, molecular function: protein binding.